AUUUCAGGGAAAUCUUUAUUCAUAGAACUACUCAUUGGUUGAUCACAAAAAGGAGUAUUUCACAUUCUGUCUUUUUCUAGCAAAAUUUUAUCCAUCGCUCCAAACAUCCGAGUAUAACGAUUCCAAAUUUCACCUCACAAUAAAAUCUCCCUUUUUAGCCAUUAAUGAUAUUCUGAAUCGACGCAAAACCAAAUCUGGAUUGUAGACCGCGGAUCUUGCACUUCCCGUUUGGUUGCUACGUGUGAUGUCGCAAUGUGGAACUUUUUAUCAAUUUCUUCGACGAAGCGAAUUACAAAUGAAUAAUUCAAGGUGAAUUCUCAACGAAAUGCAAUAUUCUUGCAAAAUUCACGUUUUGAACACAAGGCGCAAAGCAGUUAGACUUUUUGGUCAAGAUUACUUGAGUUUUAGUGUCAUUUAAGACCCGGAGAAAAUCUUUAGUCUUUUGUCAUUAGUUUAAAUUUCUUUUUUUUUGUGAUUGUUUACUCAUUUGUUUCUGCUUCUGAAAUAAUAAAGCGUUUAUGAGUGCGAUCGAAGACAGUGUUGGACUGAGGUCGCUAUUUACUGGAGUUCUUCAUGCUUUUUGUGGAAGGGGUUGACAUAUCAUCUCCUGAGCGCGCACCACAGCAAAGCAAUCCAAACCUGCAGCCUAACACCAGCAUGCUGCUGCUGCAGCCUCAGACAAUGCUACAUUCCAGCGUGGCCGAGGUGCUGUCUGCAUCAUAUGGUCUCACUUCUUUUGGUGAAGAUCCUCUUGGAACGUCAACAGCAGAUGAUUUCAAGUUAGGUCAAGCUUUCACAACUCCUGCGCCGUCAACUUCAUAUGGAGAUCCUGGUCAUGAGCCAACGUUUAGUGAUGUUUUUCAUCCCGAAUUUAUUUUAGGGCCUUCCCCUCUUGAAGAUUUGAAGCCUGUCAUCACACAGCAACAGCAGCAGGCUCACCAGCAAGCUCACCAGCAACACCAAGCUCAGCAUCAUCAUCCUCAGCAACAACCACUCAUCCACCAAGCGCACGUACCAAGAAUCAGCCCGCCUGGCUCUCCAGGACUCGCUCUGCCCAGUUUUCAGGAGACAUACUCACCUCGGUACCGGCCGCUCUCAGAUGAAGUUUUCAAUUUCAAAACUGAUGAACAAUCAGGAGAAUGCUACCCUGCUCCCCCUCCAGCUCAUCAAACUUUUCCUGGCACAGCCCAGCAACAUCCAUCUCCUGCUUCUCAUCCUCAACAAGUGGCUUCUACAACUCAGCAGCAGCACCAGCAUCAACCUCAAGCUCCACACGUUCACCACCAACAACAGCAAGCACAACAACAACAACAACAACAGCAACAACAGCAGCAACAGCAACAACAGCAACAACAGCAGCAACAGCAGCAACAGCAACAACAACAACCACAACAGCAGGCUCAACCACAACAGUCUCAGCAACAACUGCAACCAACUCAUCAUCCACCACAGCCACAGCAGCCAUCUCUUCCACCAACUUCUCAAACCCAUGCUCAACACGUCCAGCACCACUCGCAUGUACACCAUCAUCCGCAACAACAUCCGUCUCCGCAUCAGUCUCAUCCACACCACCAAAUUGCAUUCGAACAUUACCCUUCUGGGCCCUCGCAAAUGUUUGCCCGGGUUUCAGCCUACCCUGCGACAUCAAGUUCUCCGCAUUCCUACACUCCUCCGGCUACGAGUUUUCCAGGAGAAUUUUAUCCUCCGCCUCCACCUCCACCACCGUCUUAUGAGUCUCUCCAGCCAAUGGGAACUUCUGAGCAGUACCUGCGAGCAUCGACCUCACAUCAUUACCCAGAUAUGACCGUUGCUUCUCAAAUGGCUUUCCUGACACGUAAGCCUGAAAUUGACCCCACAGUGGCAAGGCUCCACACCCCAGUAGGUAGAGUUCAGGAGCAAAAACCGCAAUCUCCAAGUCAACUAUGUGCGGUUUGCGGAGAUAUAGCUGCUUGCCAGCAUUACGGCGUCCGUACCUGCGAAGGGUGCAAGGGUUUCUUCAAAAGAACUGUACAGAAGAAUGCCAAGUACGUAUGUUUAGCCGAUAAAAAUUGUCCUGUGGACAAAAGGCGACGGAAUCGAUGUCAGUUUUGCCGGUUCCAAAAGUGUUUGACAGUAGGAAUGGUUAAGGAAGUAGUCCGGACUGACAACCUUAAAGGACGACGAGGAAGGCUACCAUCUAAACCAAAAAGUCCUCAAGAAUCCCCUCCAUCUCCUCCAGUAUCUUUAAUCACGGCCCUUGUUAGGGCUCAUGUAGAUACUACGCCGGACCUCAAUAACUUAGAUUAUUCCUUAUAUCAAGAACCGGAUAGUGCUAGAUCUGAUGUUCCUACUUCUGAAGCCGAGAAGAUUCAACAGUUCUACAGCCUCUUGACCUCAAGCAUUGAAGUUAUACGGCACUUUGCCGUGAAAAUUCCUGGUUACCACGACUUGCCGAGAGAAGACCAAGACCUUCUAUUUCAAAAUGCAUCCCUGGAGCUUUUCGUAUUAAGAUUAGCCCACAGGCUCAUGAAAAACCCGGAAGAAAACAAAUUUAUUUUCGACAAUGCCAAAGUUCUCCACUUGAGCCAAUGCGAACGCUCAUUCGGGGAAUGGCUGCAAUGUAUCCUGGAUUUCGCCACUUCUUUGAAGACGAUGGACGUAGAUUUAUCGGCCUUUGCUUGUCUGUCAGCCCUCACGGUCGUUACAGAGCGACACGGACUGAAAGACGCCAAGAAAGUCGAACAGCUUCAGAUGAAAAUUAUUAGUUCGCUGAGGGACCACGUCACCUACAACGCAGAGGCCCAGAAAAAACCUCAUUAUUUCUCACGAAUUUUAGGCAAGCUUCCUGAACUGCGGUCACUUUCAGUGCAAGGACUUCAAAGGAUUUUUUACCUGAAACUUGAGGAUCUGGUUCCGGCUCCGCCACUUAUAGAGAACAUGUUUGUGUCGAAUUUACCUUUCUGAACUUUGGAUAAUUGAGGAAUUAUUGCAACCUCCUUUCUAAUUAUUUUCAGUGCUAGGUCGCAAUCUGGUUGGUAUAAAUUAAAACACGUCCAGGACUAGAUUAUUAAUCCAGGACUAGAUAACUAGUUUAAGACUAGACCCUAUUAGACCCACGUGGACUAAUUGGAAUUAGUCCAGGACUAGAAUUAGACCAGGACUAGGUAAUUAGUCCAGGACUAGAUAAUUAAUCCAGGACUUGAUAAUUAGUCCAGGAUGAUCGCACCAAUAUACCUACACCAAAUUCGUCUAAAUUGCAAAUAAAUGAUUGAAAUGUACCACACCGAAUGUUUAUCACAAUUUUGACUCUUCUCCAAGUAAAGUUAUAAUAGGUGAAAGACGUGUCAUUGUUUAACGUAAAUACGAUGUCGACAAACGUCGUCAUUUAUAAGAAAGAAUAUAUUGUGGUUUAGCAUUACGAAGAAACUUAAUCGUAGUAGUUGGCCACUUAGAUCAGUUUCCAUUAUAGUUGCGUUCGAUGUGCUCUAUAUCUCUCUCUUCCAGAUGCUUUCCAUUCUAUUUUGUCCGUAAGAGCUUCUACUCUAUUUUUGGACUAGAGCUUUCCAAUCAAUUUUGUCGUGUCCUAAUCAUUAUUAAUCUAGAUAAAUGUAAGAGUUGGUAGAAUUUAGUCGACAUUUGCUCUCUCAUAUCAGUGUACCGUGUUCAACGACGUUUUUUGUCCGAAACAAGACUUGGAUAUUAUAUCUUGUAUGUCUAAUGCUUUCAGGUCCAAGACACGUAAAACAUCUUCAUAAAACCUCGUUCAAUUAAGAUAUAUACUUCUUUGUCUUAAUUGUUCAUCUAAUUUAGCGGUGCUACGUUCCAGUCAUACAGGAGGAAGAGUUUCAGAUUAUGUUCUUUGUAUUAUAUGUUAGGGAAAGCGAUUCCUUUUGUAAAAACGCACAAUCUCAAGCGAAAUAUUUUAAGUAGGAUUAUGAGGUUACCAGUCUUCAGGAACUACAUGGAUUGACAUUGCAGGGAAACUUUUGCUUGUAUCGGAUUUCUUUGGAUAUUUCAGGUGUUAAAAAUUUCGGGAUAUUACCUGAUAUUUCGAAUGAAAUUGUAUCAAUGAUUUAUUUCCUGGAGAAGUUUAUAUCUUGGGAGCUGCGUACAAGCUCUUGAGUUUUCCAGCAAUGCCAAUCUUGUUUCCUGAAAGGACGCUUAGUACAAGUCUUUAACUAUGGUUGCCUGCACAAUUUCAGUCAUAAAGAAUGGAAAAUAUUGUAAUUUUACCUUUGUUUAGUGAGAGCAUAUACUUCUA
Messenger RNA from Hyalella azteca, 4240 nucleotides. RefSeq names its product nuclear receptor subfamily 4 group A member 2. Gene Ontology annotation, cellular component: transcription regulator complex; nucleus. Lineage: Eukaryota; Metazoa; Arthropoda; Malacostraca; Amphipoda; Hyalellidae. The record is from RefSeq and is a predicted model, not a curated record. Gene Ontology annotation, molecular function: nuclear receptor activity; nuclear glucocorticoid receptor binding; RNA polymerase II cis-regulatory region sequence-specific DNA binding. Gene Ontology annotation, biological process: cellular response to corticotropin-releasing hormone stimulus; regulation of transcription by RNA polymerase II. The coding region runs from base 574 to 2943 and encodes 789 amino acids. The transcript is spliced from 5 exons.